AUGGGAUGCACUCAAUGCACUCAAAGACAAACAUCAUCUAAAUUUUUAUCGAAUAAUGAUAUUGAAGUAUUACAAACAUUUUGGCAAUCAAUAUUAUCGAAUGAUUAUACAUCUUAUGGUGUUAAAUUAAUGUUAAAUUUAUUCGAACAACAUCCUGAAAUAAAACAUUUAUGGACAUUUGGACAGUAUAUAUCUGUUCAUGAUAUAUGUAAUGAAUAUGAAAAUAUUAUAUCAAAAACAGAUCAAAUAUGGAAAAAACAAUUAUGUGAACACGGUGCAAAAUUAUUUGGUAUACUCAAUUUUAUUAUUCUAAAUAUAAAAGAGCCUCAAAAAUAUCAAUUAUAUCUCUGUGAACUGGGAUCAAAGCAUUAUUUAUUCGGUGUUACAGAAAAUUAUUUACCGGUUAGUAUUGUUGAUAUAAACUUUAUUUGAAAAUGAAAAAAUUUUAAUACAAAUCGAAAUUGCGAUCCAAUGGAUUACAUUGUAUCAAUUUGCAAAAGAGCCUUACAGAAACAGAUAAGCAGGAAAGAUAAUAACAGACUCUAUGGGCAAGAGAGAGACGACUUUCAAUGAAUUCGUACAGAUAUGAGAUAGAGAUGUAUCAGCUUCGGUAUCAAAAUACAGCAACUCAGACGGGCACUUAAAAACGUUUAGUAUCCGAGAUAAAAUCAUAUAUACAGUUAUAAACAAAAAGAAAUGUCUGUUUAUUGGGAAUACCUUUCAAAAGUAUUCAAGUCUAGUCUGAUGCCCACAUUAUAAAUUUAAAUAAACUGCAUUAGUAUCUUUAUGAGGCAUGCACAGAGUAAUUGACUAAGGAUUUUAUAUUUUUUCCAGAACCUGCCGUUUCGUAAAUUGCUUCGUUCGAAAUUUUCUGACUUGGUAAGAAUGUAGAGCAAACAUUUCUCUAAAAAAUGAGAGAUUGAACAGAUCUGUACGAUUUAUUUUGAGAUUUCGGCAGCGAUACUUCAAGAAUACAUAAUCGAGUAUCGAUUACUCGAUUAGUCUCUUAUGGAGACAUUGUUGCCAAAAUCUCAAAAUAAAUCGUACAGAUCUGUUCAAUCUCUCAUUUUUUAGAAUAAACAACUUUGAUGACAAUUUUAUAAAAUUUAACCACAU
Messenger RNA from Didymodactylos carnosus, 1116 nucleotides. The record is from the annotation of a GenBank genome assembly. NCBI's taxonomy places the organism in Eukaryota, Metazoa, Rotifera, Eurotatoria, Philodinida, Philodinidae.